CCUCCCUUCCCCCGCCAGAGUCGCCGCUUGGUUUGGUGUCGCUGCAGCUCAGCGUUCGCCUUUGUCUGUGCCGCCUCGUGACCGUCGUUCGGGAGGCGGAAGCGCGUGUUUGCAGCCAUGCAGGGCGGGUGGCGCGCGUGUGGGCCGCGGCUGUGGCUCCGUCACGUGGACAAACGGGUGAAGGUGAAGACCAGACGACAGGAGCACCGCGGAUGGCUGCUGAGCGUGGACCCCGUGUCCGCCAGCCUGGUCCUGGUGAACCUGGUGGAGAGCAGAGCGUCGGUGUGCGUGGUCAUGGGCCACGCCGUGGAGGAGGUGGAGCUUCUGCAGGAUGGCGGCGGGGAGACGGGGGAGCACAUCUGGUCCUUCCUUAACCCCACCCCCCCCUGCAGCCUGGACGCCAAGCAGACGAGGAGGAAGAGGGUGGCGGUGUGCAGCUGGCUGAGAAAGAACCGCAUUCCCGUGGAGGAAGUGGAGGAGGAGGUGAGGGUGGCGGGGGUUCUGACCAUCAAGGCGCCGUACCGAUCAGAGGACUGCAGCAGCUCCAACCAGGUCAUUCUGGACCGCGUCCAAAGGCUGCUCCGGGCCCACCAGGAGCAUGCGGAGGCUCAGGACUCAGACUGAGCCGCUGUCAAAAGCCCCGCCCCAUUGAGUAUUGCUAAGUGAUCAUUUCAGAAUAAAAGCCUUCUGCUACAGUGGAUUAAAACA
Messenger RNA from Oryzias latipes (Japanese medaka), 708 nucleotides. It is a transcript of the gene gemin6, whose product is annotated as gem (nuclear organelle) associated protein 6. Gene Ontology annotation, cellular component: nucleus; SMN complex. The record is from RefSeq and is a predicted model, not a curated record. NCBI's taxonomy places the organism in Eukaryota, Metazoa, Chordata, Actinopteri, Beloniformes, Adrianichthyidae. Gene Ontology annotation, biological process: spliceosomal complex assembly; spliceosomal snRNP assembly.